AUGACGACUCGCAACCCGCCAACCGCCGACGCCGUCGAGAAGAACCCAUCCCCACCCGGCCAAACUGAUGAGGAUGUACAGCGGGACAGACAGGCCUCGAACGGCAGCUGCCCGAGGGACGUUGUCGGCCAUUCUUCCCUCUCUCGCCUCGAACGCUUGCCCACCGAGCUCCUGUCCCACAUCCUCUCUUACGACUACCUCACUUGGAAAGACCUCGACGCCUGCUCGCAAACUUGCGAUCGACUUCGCGCUAUCACCCGACCAGAGCGAGGGCUGGUGUGCGUGGUACGAUUAUUUGAGCACAACAACGGAGAGAGCAACUGGGUCGUCGAGGAACCCAAUUCGCGGCGAAUGUAUUACCGAUCACUGCAGAACCAGCAUUUCUGUGCUGAGGUGCACCGGGUCGAGAUCUACAGUCGUCAACUAUACACCGACGGAGACCAAAAUUACAUCGACGAGUUGGAACCCGAGUUCUGGACGUUUGGCGGGGUCGACUGGCGCGACCAACUCAACUCGUCGAACCUGGACCAGCUUGCCACGCAGCGGGUCGAGGAGCUGGUCGCAAACUAUGGGUUCGAUCCCGGCGACGACAGCAUCCCCACGAUCCUGCGUGCGUACCCGAACACUCGGAGCGUCCUCCUAGCCGACGUCGAGCACUUCACUAGGCCAGAUGAGCUGCUCGAAGCAGUGCCGGACUUGCGGGAACUUGAGUUGGUGGAGGAUGAAUACGAAGUUUCAGACGAGGAGAUAUGGAUUGAGACACUGGCGGAGGCCGGUGUACGGUACAUAGCUUAG
Molecule: messenger RNA, 795 nt
Organism: Rhodotorula toruloides NP11
Lineage: Eukaryota; Fungi; Basidiomycota; Microbotryomycetes; Sporidiobolales; Sporidiobolaceae
Product: F-box domain, Skp2-like domain-containing protein
Exons: 3
Coding region: 1-795 (264 amino acids)
Molecular function (GO): protein binding
Source: RefSeq, a predicted model, not a curated record